This is a messenger RNA of Gigantopelta aegis, 2668 nucleotides long. RefSeq names its product solute carrier family 26 member 6-like. The transcript is spliced from 19 exons. The coding region runs from base 102 to 2486 and encodes 794 amino acids. Lineage: Eukaryota; Metazoa; Mollusca; Gastropoda; Neomphalida; Peltospiridae. The record is from RefSeq and is a predicted model, not a curated record. Gene Ontology annotation, cellular component: membrane. Gene Ontology annotation, biological process: transmembrane transport. Gene Ontology annotation, molecular function: secondary active sulfate transmembrane transporter activity; chloride transmembrane transporter activity; bicarbonate transmembrane transporter activity.
CGUGAGAACACGGAGACGACACGGAAACGUGACACGACGAACACACCGUGAUCCCCCCGCCUUCUGUCUGGAGACAGCGUUACUACAACUACACCUCAGCCAUGGCGUCAGACAUGUAUCCAUGUUUGCCCAAAGGCUCGUUACCAAGCGACGAGGUCUCGCUGGAAACACUAGAUCAGGAACUAGACCUGGCCCCUUCACUUCUCGAUCUGGCGUCCCCUCACCAAACGAAGGUUCUCAAGUGGAAGGCAUCGCGCAGCUGUAGCCGGUCAUAUGAUGCCCGAUACAAGCAGACGAAGACGGACAAGUUUCUUAACAGAAACGCCAUCAUCAAACACGCGCUGAGAAAACUCAGUGACUCCCUGUCGGCCUGCCACUGUUCGACUUCCUGCUGCGUAAACUUCAUCAGCCGAGUCUUCCCUUUCCUCAACAUAAUGCGGGGAUACAGCGUCCUGUACGACUUCCCCAAUGACCUUGUAGCAGGCCUCACUGUCGGCAUCAUGCAUAUCCCUCAGGGUAUGGCGUAUGCCCUGCUGUCUCAGCUGCCUCCAGUAUACGGACUAUACACGUCGUUCUUUCCAGUCCUUGUCUACUUCAUAUUCGGAUCGUCCAGACACAUUUCUGUUGGUACGUUCGCAGUGAUCAGCCUGAUGGUGGGGGCUGUAGUUGACAAGGGAACGGUUGCUUGGAAGCGGCAGGACUUGGCUCAAGUCCACAAUGUGACGUCUCAAAGCAUGCUGGGUAACAUGACAUUGUUAGAAUACCACGAAGAAAGACUGGAGUACAUCAAGGUGUCCUACGCUAUGUCUGUCACCUUGGCAGUGGGUGGUAUGCAGCUGGUCCUGGGCAUCCUCCGGCUCGGCUUUCUGACGACGUUCCUGUCCGACCCUCUCAUCAGCGGCUUCACGACGGGGGCCGCAAUCCACGUGUUCUCCAGCCAGGUCAAGUCCGCGUUCGGAGUCCGCAUCGGUCGAUACAGCGGUCCAUUCAAACUCAUUUACGCCUACCAGGACUUCUUCAGUAAACUAUCUCAAAUCAACUGGGUUACCAUGACAGCAACAGUCGUCUGCAUCUUGGUGCUUGUGCUGGUCAAGGAGGGAAUUAACAACAACAAAGACUGCAAGAAGACACUCAAAGUUCCUAUUCCAACCGAGCUGAUUGUGGUGAUCGCGGCCACUGUUAUAGCAUACUACGUGGAUAUUAAACAGGAGUUCGACGUCGACAUUCUCGGACACAUUCCCAGAGGACUGCCUUCUGUAGACAUCGCCAUGCUUCGCUUUGCUCCGGAACUAGUGGGCGAAGCGUUUGCCAUCUGUUUUACAGCAUUCGCCAUUUCGUUUGCCAUGGCUAAAAUCCUGGCAGAUAAACACAAUUAUACUGUUGAUGCUAACCAGGAGCUGGUGGCCCACGGGCUAUGUAACGUCGUCGGCCCUGUCUUCUCCUCGUUCUGCAGCGCCGCCUCUUUGUCUCGCAGCGCCGUGCAGGAAGACGUCGGCGGGAAAACACAGGUCACCAGCCUCGUUUCCAGCUGCCUUGUUCUUGUGGUUUUGUUGGCACUGGGGCCAUAUUUCAGAACUCUACCCAACUGUAUUCUGUCCGCUAUUAUCAUCGUAUCGUUAAAAGGACUAUUCCUUCAGUUUGGAGAAUUGGGACGACUGUGGAAAGUAUCGAAGAUUGAUUUCACUGUGUGGCUUGUCGUGUUUGUCAGCACCAUCCUGCUGGACGUGGACCUCGGCCUGCUGGUGGGAAUCAUCUACAACCUCGUGCCAAUCCUGCUCCGCACGCAGAGACCACACUGCUUGUUGUUGGGUCACGUGGCCGGAACUGACGUGUAUGUGGACAAGAAAACCCACCAUGAGGCCCGGGAUAUUCCAGGAAUUAAGAUUUUCCGAUUUGAAGCACCUCUGUAUUUUGCAAACAUGGAAUACUUCCGCCAGAUGCUCAUCAAGGAAACUGGUCUGGACCCCAAUGAACUGCAUCACCAACAUCGGCAUGAACGUCAAGCUAGUGCAACCGCGCGACACCACGAGGUGUGUCUGGCAGCGACAGACACGUGGUCGGAGCAGCCAUGUGACGGUCACGUGCACGACAACCUGGUUGCUAGGAAACAGAAGCUGCAGGUGCUGGCUGAUGACCAGACGGAGGAGGUGACAUAUGCCAUCAUCCUGGAUGGGUCGACGAUCCAGUACGUGGACUCCAUGACGGUCAGAAUCCUGCUGGAGAUCAUCAAGGUGUACAAAACUGUCGAUAUUGACGUGUAUCUCGCAGAGUGCAAGGCUGAUGUGAGAGUGAUGCUGGAGAAGUCGGGGAUCUACAAACACAUUCACCGCCGACACGUCUGUGCCACCAUCCACCACGCAGUCAUGUGUGCUCAGAGGUCAAAGUCCAUCUCUCUAGACACGCUCGCCAGCACCUCCACACCUACCGCUGAUGACGUGGUCGUUGUUGACCUUCCUGAGGACGACGACGCCGGUUCAUAUUUAUAAUUUCUGCUGCCAACUCCCAUCAACUACACCAUGAAGGGGACACAACCACAUGGACUGUAGUGCCAAUCGCAUUCUUUGCUACUGCCGACUGCUUUGAAACAAUUCACUUGUAAAUAUAUAACAUGAAUUGUGAUGUUCGUUGAAAUUACUAUCAUGAUAGUGUUUUAUAACAGUUCAUUUCA